AUGCAACAACUUCAGUCAUUCAACAGUGUUGCUGCCGCCUCCGACAAUUCUACAUUUAGUUGCAGUGUAAUUGUAAAUAAUCAAGCGAAUCAGAGUUUAUCGGAUAGGAAUUGUUUGAAUGGGGGUAAAUGUGUUUUAGAGAAGGGAAUUUGUAAUUGUACAAGUGGAUUUACAGGAUCAAAUUGCUCUAUUACCAUUGUUGCACCUAUUCCUCAGAGCACCAUUAAUGAAACAACAAAAAACGAGACUAAUUCAACCUCACUUGAUAAUACCAAGGAUAUUAUCUCUAAUACUACAAAUAAUAGCACAAAUCCAGAUAAUAAUAUUGUCACUCCUCCAACUUGGAAAUGUGUUCAAGGCGUGAAUUGUAUAUUUGGAAAUUGUACUUCAGAUGGAAAAUUUUGUAAUUGUAGUAUUGAGGCAUUUACAGUGAAAAAUGAAACCCUUGUAGAUCCAUUGGAUAUGGUUUAUUGUAAUUAUAAGAACUGUCCAAAUAAUUGCUCAAUGAAUGGUGUUUGUGAUUAUAGUACUGGACAGUGCAUAUGCUCUGAGCCUUAUUUCAGUAAUGAUUGUUCUCUAAAGAAUUGUACGGUAUCAUGCGUGAAAGGACAAGGAGAUUGUGACUUUAAUACUGGAAAAUGCAAAUGUAAAGACCCUUAUUUUGGAAAAGAUUGUUCCUCAAUUCAGUGUGCAGAUCCAUCAUGCAAUUCUGUAGGAAGAUGUAACCAUAAGAAGGGAUUGUGUGAAUGUGAUGCUGACCAUUUUGGAGAUGCUUGUCAAUUUUGGCUUUGUAAGAAUAACUGUACACAACAUGGAUUUUGUAACACCACAACUUCACUGUGUUCAUGUGUUGGAGCCUGGACAGAAAGAGAUUGUGGAGUCAAUUCAAACGUUGUGGAGAUGGGAAAGAUCAAAGAAAGCUCAAGAAUUAUCGGUACUUUAUUUGUAUUCCUCGUCCCAAUAUCAUUAGUUAUUGGCUCAUAUUAUGUGACAUAUUCCUACUUUGGAGGCUAUUUCUUUUUGAUAGUGGAGAUUUUCCAAUUCAUUGGUAUAACCAGUUUGAUUGGAAGUAAUAGCCCAGCUCUCUAUUUGAAAUAUUCCUCGUUUUUUGAGUGGUCAAACUUUUUAUUUAGCACUGCUGAAUCUGCUGUUGUUCAAUCUGCUGCAGUAGAAAUUGGUGAUAUUGUUGUUCGAUCAGUAGAAGAGGAACGAUUGCUCCUCUACAAAUUAAUUGGUAUUUCAUUUAUUGAUAACUUACCAUAUACCCAACCUGGAAGAAACACCAUUCAAAUCAUGGUUGAAGCUGUCAAUUUAUUCAACAUUGUUGUAUUGGUUCUAUUCAAUGCCUUUCCAUUUAACUCAUUUGCCUCAAAUCUCCUUACCAUCAUUACAAUUUUCCUUCACUGCUGUAUUAUUAUCCUUGCUGUUGUCAUUUGCAUCUUUGAAAAGAAGAGAAAUACUGAAACAAAUUCUUCUGGCUACAGAGCUGGUCUUUUAACAGAAGAAGAACUUGAAAUUCAAGGAACUCACACCAUUUUUGAAAGUGAUUCUGAAGAUGAAAGAGUCAAUAAUUUAGAUUUACGAUCUGAUUUUCAUGAAAUUGACCUAGAUAAUAAAUAA
This is a messenger RNA of Naegleria gruberi, 1620 nucleotides long. RefSeq lists its product as uncharacterized. Gene Ontology annotation, biological process: heterophilic cell-cell adhesion; neuron development. Gene Ontology annotation, molecular function: protein heterodimerization activity; cell adhesion molecule binding; protein homodimerization activity. Gene Ontology annotation, cellular component: neuron projection. Bases 1 to 1620 code for a protein of 539 amino acids. NCBI's taxonomy places the organism in Eukaryota, Heterolobosea, Eutetramitea, Acrasida, Naegleriidae. The record is from RefSeq and is a predicted model, not a curated record. The transcript is spliced from 2 exons.